Naegleria gruberi is the source of this 1548-nucleotide messenger RNA. RefSeq names its product kinesin-13. Lineage: Eukaryota; Heterolobosea; Eutetramitea; Acrasida; Naegleriidae. Gene Ontology annotation, molecular function: microtubule binding; microtubule motor activity; ATP binding. Bases 38 to 1504 code for a protein of 488 amino acids. Gene Ontology annotation, biological process: mitotic spindle organization; microtubule-based movement. The transcript has a single exon. The record is from RefSeq and is a predicted model, not a curated record.
CCAUCAUCAAGGAACCACCAACAGAGAAACCGCAAAAAUGGGCCAGAAUAUGGAUAAAAGAUCAUACAGAAGAGAACAUGCCGAACUCUACAUGAAAUUAAUUCAACACUAUAGGAACGGAAUGGUGGAAGAUAUGGCUGUGUCUCCUUCUUCAGAAAAAUCUGAUGAGGUUGUUAAGGUUUACAUAAGAAAAAGACCAACAUUUGAGAGGGAAGUUAAUGCAGGAGAAUAUGAUGUUGUUACAUGUAGGCCUCAUGAAAUUAUUGUUCACGAUUGUAGAAUGCACCCGUCAAUGAAACCCUCAUUGGCAUAUGUUGAAUCCUUUAAAUUCCCUUAUCCUAACACCGAAGUUUUCGGAGAGAAGUCGACCACAGAUGAACUUUACAAGUCUGCAGUCAAGCCACUGAUACAGUUUGUUGCCGCUGGUAAUGUUGGUACUAUGUUCUGUUUUGGACAAACAGGAAGUGGUAAAACCUACACUAUUACAGGAUUGGUUAAAAUGAUGUCACAAGAAUUAUUUUCCCUUAUUGCUAAAUUACCUGGUACAUACAGCGUUACUGCAACCUGCAUUGAACUUAUUGGAGAAAACUGUUUUGACUUGCUUAGUGACCAUCAAGAAGUUCAAUUGAGAGAUGGUAAAACUGGUGAUGUUGUUAUUUGUGGUAACAAAUUGUGUGCCCUUACAAGUGGAUCCGAAUUGAAUGAAUUAUAUAACUAUGCUGCUGGAUUGAGAGAAACACACGCCACCAAGGUCAACUCAAACUCAUCACGAUCUCACUACAUUUGUAGAGUGUACAUUGAAAAUGCUGAAACAGGCAAACAGUAUGCCAGACUUACUUUAUGUGAUUUGGCAGGUUCCGAAAGAAAUAACGACUCGAAUGAACAUGAUGCAGAAAGACUAAAGGAAACUGCUCAAAUUAACAGCUCUCUCAUGGCUUUGAAAGAAGUUAUUAGAUGUGUUGCAUUGAAUAAGGAAGGUGAUAAAGUUCAUAUUCCAUACAGAGGAUCAAAGCUUACAAGAUUACUGAAGGAUUGUUUCGAUCUCGAAGAAAAGAAAAAGAGACCACACACUGUUGUCAUUGCUACAGUUUCACCACUCUCAUGUGAUUCAGAGCACACAACUGGUACCUUGAAACACACCUGUAUCAUGAUGAGUAAUGAAGUUAGUCAAGAUGGAGAAAAGAUUGUCGUCCAAGAUGUUUUAGGUUCAGAUCCUUAUCAGAAGAGAGCCAAUGUAUUGAAACCAAUUGCCAAGAUGACAUACGAAGAAGUUAUAGAAUGGAUUGGUACUGUUCAAAAAGGAAAGUUCAAGAAACAUAUUCACAAAUUCCCAUCAACGAUGGAUGGUAAAGCUCUUGCCAGAUUCCCUGAUAAGAGAUUACAACAAAUUCUCGAAAGUGAUUUACUCGGUAAUGAUUUGAGAAAAGAAAUUAUGAAUUAUACAGACAAGAUUAGUCAACAAAAGAAGCAAUUUGCUGAAGACAAUAGAAAAUCUACCAAAUAACAACCUAACUAAUUUAUUAAACAAUGUAUAUACAAAUUUCUAUU